Messenger RNA from Hermetia illucens (black soldier fly), 1865 nucleotides. RefSeq names its product regulator of nonsense transcripts 3B (gene Upf3). Gene Ontology annotation, cellular component: nucleolus; cytoplasm. The transcript is spliced from 6 exons. Gene Ontology annotation, biological process: nuclear-transcribed mRNA catabolic process, nonsense-mediated decay; positive regulation of translation. Bases 140 to 1810 code for a protein of 556 amino acids. Gene Ontology annotation, molecular function: mRNA binding. The record is from RefSeq and is a predicted model, not a curated record. Lineage: Eukaryota; Metazoa; Arthropoda; Insecta; Diptera; Stratiomyidae.
CAAACAACAAAUGAGACGUCAAUAAACAGCUGCUUAGCAAAACUGUCAUAAAUGUCAUUUGGGAAAUAAGCGGAACCGCUUUGUAGCAAAUUUUCACUUGAUUUGCGUAUUUUCUAUAAACUUGCAAUAUCGAGCAACCAUGACGGAGGAGACUAGUGAAAAGUUGAAGAAUUCCGAAAAGUCCUCGAAAUCACGCGAUAAAUCUCACAAAUGGGACAAAGUGAAAGUCCUGAAAAAGGUGGUUAUUCGACGUUUGCCGCCCAGUAUGACAGAGGAAACCUUCUUGAAGCAGAUCGAGCCGUUGCCCGAUCACGAGAACUACUACUUCGUCCCGGCUGAUUGGUCUCUGGGCCAGGAUGCGACCGCCCGGGCUUACAUUAACUUCCUAAAUCAGGACGAUAUAUUCCUUUUCAAAGACCGCUUCGACGGUUACGUGUUUGUUGACAAUAAAGGCGCAGAAUAUCCUGCAAUUGUAGAGUUUGCUCCAUUCCAAGGACUGCCACGUAAUAAAAGUCGGAAGAAGGAUCCGAAAGUGAAUUCAAUUGAAACGGAUCCGCAUUACAUCAGUUUCUUGGAAACUUUGAAUAAGGAGGAAAGCGAAGGGUCCAAGGCAGAGUUCAAAUUGGAGUAUUCUUUCCAGCUUAAAGAUGAUAAAAAAAUUACGUCUACUCCGCUCCUUCAGUACUUGGCUAACAAGAAGCAAGAACGUCGGGAUGAACGUAAACGCAAAUUGGAGGAAAAACGCCGCCUACGUGAAGAAGAACGUCAACGCAAGAAAAACUUAGUUUCGAAAAAUAUUCCACAAGCAAUUACAGAAGAGGAGGCUAAGGAAGAAGAAAAACCUAAAGAAAAAUCGACUGAAAAAAAACGCGAUCGCGAAAGGACAGAAGAACGCAAAGAAGCCCGCAAUCGUCGUCGAGACCAAAAGCGUAAAGAAGAACGAGAAAAAAAUCGUAAUAAGAGUCAAGACAAUCGAUCUGAAAAUAAUCCAAACAAGUCAGAAAAGGCACGAGACGAAGAUGACAAAAAGAAAAAAGAUAUCAAGAAGUACAGUCUUUCACGACGUGAAAAGCAGCGUUCUCGCGAUGGCUCAAACACCGACCGCAAACCAAAAGAUUCUAGUGCCUCGCAGCCUGGUACACCCAGCAUCCAAAAUGUUACUCCAAGUACAGACAAGCUCAGUACCAAUGAUGGGAUAAGCGAAAGCGUUAAGGAAUUCAUCAAGAGUGUGGCAUCUUGUAAGGAGUUCAUACCUCGUAAUCGUGAAAUUCCGAUAAACUCAACCUUGGAGGGGAAUAAAAGUGUUGAUACUGAAGACGGCUUGGCUGAAGUUCGGAGCAAAUUAGAGCAGUUAAGGACAUCAAGUCAAAGUGAAGUUGGCGAAACGAAGGAAUCACUGGAAAAGGUUAACGACAAGAACGAUGGAAAUUCUGGAAGCGCCGAAAAAGAAAAAGAAGAAAAAAAUCCACGGAGAAUUCGUAACAAGAAAAUUGAUCGUCCAUCGAUUGAAAUCUACCAGCCGAGAAAGAUGCGCAUACCAUCUCUGACGGGCAAAGAUACAAGUGGGCGUUCCAGCACUGAGUUAAAAGAUUACAGAAGUAACCCAACUUCGGAUUGUGAGAGCAUUAAAAUGGAAAGGGAUGAAAAAGCCAAUGCCAAAAGAAAAGUUAGUCGAUACUCGGAACGUCGUUCCGAUCGUGCAAAGGGCAGAAUGUCGAAAGACAGAGAAAGUAAAGAUGUUGAUGUCCCUCAAACAAAACAGGCAGAGCCUGCCGAGGAAAAAGGGGUUGAUGUAAAAAGUGAAUCGUAAUUUUUCUUGAUUUUGAUUUGCAUUUACGUUGUUAAUAAAAUCGUUUAUAUUUUAC